Microstroma glucosiphilum is the source of this 1284-nucleotide messenger RNA. RefSeq lists its product as hypothetical. The transcript has a single exon. Lineage: Eukaryota; Fungi; Basidiomycota; Exobasidiomycetes; Microstromatales; Microstromataceae. The record is from RefSeq and is a predicted model, not a curated record. The coding region runs from base 203 to 1195 and encodes 330 amino acids.
AGCGUCAAUACGAGGAGAUCAAAGCUGAGGAGGCUAGGAGUAUACAGAGGAUUGCUGGAUUGAAGAAGCAGCUCGCAGAGGUCAGGAGAAGAAGGAGGGAGAAGCUCGAGUAUGGACGUGUGGCCGAGAGUCUCGAGGCUUGGUUCAAGAAUGGUGGAGGAGUGGGAAGUGGGAUGGAGAUUGAGGAGUACGUCUACCACCCAUGCUCUGGCGAACCGCGUGUCGAGCAGCUGAAGCUGAUCCUCCCCCUCCCCAUUGUAUCCCCAGAUCCCUCUCCAAUCUCCUCUCGCACCUUACCUCUUCCUUCCUGUACAACCCAUCAAGCACCUCGACCACAGAUGAAGCCUCGUCUUCUGCAGCCGCCUCCACGUCCAGCACCACCUCUCCGCACGCCCACAACCUCUCUCUUCUGCAUGCAAAGAUAGACGAGAUGCUCAAUCUCUCGCGUCAAGUGCGGGAAAUUGUAGGAUGGAAGGCUGGCUCCGGCUCGGCAACAGGCGGCAGCAACAAUGCUGCAGCAGGCGGGGGACCAGCAGGAGCAGGUCAAGGGCAAGGGCAGGGACGUAGUCGUGCUACCUCUCCAGGUAGCAGAAGCACAACAGCGCUCCCCUCUGCUGGUCUUCUGAACCCCCACGCGAGACCUUUCGAGCCGGGCUCCGGCUCUGCCUCCUCCGUUUCGACGAAGAGAAGCAGGGUCUCAGGCAGGCCAGACGACCUUUACGUGUCCAUCUCAUCUUCUUCAGGUCUGAACAGCGGGGGACUUGGCUCCUCCGAUCUCGAGGAGGGAGAGGAGCCUGUACCUUCUUCCUCUAGCGGCAUGGUGAAGAGUUCAGGAGGUGCCGAAGGCAGUAAGAGACGUCGAGUUGAUGCAUCCCGAGGAGCAGGCGCAGCUGGAGGGUCCGGGGGCGGAGGAAGAGAGGAAGGCGAGGCAGACGAUGAUGAUGAGGAAGGAAGCAUACCGCCUGCUACCGCAAGUGGCUCUACCGCUGCUGCUACUGCUGCCGGGUCUGGCGCGUCAACUCCUAGUGCACCAACAGCAACAUCUGCCUCUGCUUCUGUAGGAAGAGGAGCGCAACCUCUGACUGGGAGACGUGGACUGCCCGCUAGGGUUGUAGCGAAUAGUGCUGCUGCUGGUAGUGGCAGUGGGAACACUUCGGGGGCAAGAGGGAGAGGUAGAGCUUCCAGGGGACGGUAGACUGCAGCAGCAGCAGUCCUCUUCUUCUGCCGAGAUGUGCGCUGCUCAGAUGCUUAAUAUCAUAUCCUAUAUCCUGUGUCCACCUUGAC